Triticum aestivum (bread wheat) is the source of this 2730-nucleotide messenger RNA. RefSeq lists its product as uncharacterized. The transcript has 3 exons. Bases 225 to 2630 code for a protein of 801 amino acids. The record is from RefSeq and is a predicted model, not a curated record. Lineage: Eukaryota; Viridiplantae; Streptophyta; Magnoliopsida; Poales; Poaceae.
GAUAGCUGGCGGCGUCCACGACCGGCGCCCGCCGAUCGGCUUCGUCCAGGUGCGAAGCGGCUGCUGCGUAGAGUCGGAGAGUUGCGAGAGCGUUGAUCGAGGUCGAGGAUACCCCUUCCCCUCGUAGGUCUCGGACUCCACUUCCUCUCUACAAAUUCCCCACCGGGACAAACCCUAGGUGUCCCAACACUUCUAUUUCUCGCCAGAAACUCCCCAGAUAAACCAUGCAGUCAAAUCGAGCCCACGGGAGGAUGGUCGACGACGGCGAGGCGCAGGCCGUAGGUCUGAAGCAGCUGCUGCUGGACGACUACUACGGCGAUAGAGAGAUCAUGCGCAACGAGGUCCGAGAUAUGGCGAUCCGCGACGGUGAGACGGAUGAGAUGAGGUGCUCUACAAUUCAGAGGUGGAGUUUCGAGAUGCGUCGGCGCGGGAGGAGUCGGAUCGAGAACUACGAGCCACUGGUGUGGCCAUCGUGCUCCCACGGCGACAAGGGCCUGGAAGUCGUUCGCUCCAUACUGAAACAGGCGACGGACAAGCCCAUCGAGGACGCCUACCUCGAGGCAUUCCGCCGACUCCCGGCGGGCGCCAUGCCAGACCUCGUCGAGUGUGCUUAUCUCGGCGGCCACUGCAUCGGCAUCCUCGACCCCGUCGCCAACAUCAUCCUCAACACCCUAAAUCUGCUAUGCCGUCGCCGUGCCGGCAUAUAUUCGCCACCCGAGUACCUGAUCCCGCCAGCACCUAUCAACCCUCAUAUCCGCAACACCUGGUCAGGGAUUGCCUUUGACUCCUACUGUGCCCUCAUUGCAUUCAUGCAGGUUUAUUUCCGGUAUCUCUCCCAAGAACAGGCCAGGUUCUACAUCCACCUCUCAGGCGGUGACUUGUUUGUUGCCAUCUGCAUCGCUGAGAUGGAACUGAAACAGUCCACCACCAUCAUGCAAGAAAACAACAUCGCAGUCUGCCACUCUGACCUCUUUCGUGACCGGGCCAAGCUUGCCCUCCGCAUCGCAGUAAUCAAAGUCGAUCAUCCGAUGCCCGAUGAUAUUUUGUUGCUAUUCCAGGAGCAGCCCACGGAGGCCAUGAGAUCUUUGCUGCUAACAUUGGAGGAAGGGCGCUGCCUAGGCGUCGAUGACGUGGAAACCUUCAUAAAGAUUUUGCACUACCAACACCUCAUGGUUCCCCAUGACCUGCACCUCACGUUGCCUCGUGCUCCAAGCAGUGGAGCAGACUCCGACUCCUGCCCGCGGUACUGUUUCAACCUCAAUGGCCAAGGAAGCAGCAUGGCAGCAACACUUACCUUCCAGCACCAGACAACAUUCAACCUUGCCAACUUGCGUUCAUCGAAGGCUAUAUUCAGCAAGAUCAGAUCCUCCAUCGACCUCUUCCGGGGGUUCCACAUGCACACGCCGAUGGAGGUUGCCGAUGCAGAGCCCACGUGCCAGCACAUUGAGUCAAUUAAGAUGUCUCUCGUCGACACCAUACAUGCAUUUUAUGUCGGAGCUCUCGCCAAGCUGCCAAGCUCUCAUCCCCAAAGGCUUCUCCGUGGUAUACUGGUGGCAGGGCACUGCUAUGGCAUGUUGGACCCUGUCUCCAACAUCAUCAUCCAUGCUGUUUGGUACGAUGCCAUUAGUCCCCCACCACAUGAUGGCAGCUAUGAAAUUCAGCCAGAUAUCCUUGGUGCCACCACUUUGCGGCGUCUAGAGCUCAGCUCACUUGAUGGCCUUAUUGCUGUUGUUCGUGCUGCUACAAAUUUUUCGGAGCACAAGGCUGUGCAGUAUCUCCGCGAUAUACGAUGUGAUUUGUCUCACAUGUCAGUGAUGUGGCAGUCAACAGAUAAAUGUGCUCGUGUACUUCGUCAUGCUAGCAAGGCUGCGAACCACCCGUUGAAAGAGCAUCAUAUAUCUAGUCUUGGAUUCCUGUUUGAGCCUCAUACAGCAUCCAUCCUGACCAAGAUACUUAGAGAUGGAGGAAACCCUCUCUGUGAUGCCACCAUCACAAAAUUACACCUAGUGUGCAAAGAAAAAUUAUCAUUGCCAUUGUAUGGGAUUUGUCCAAAAAAUAUUGGUAUGGCAAGGUUUCCGGAGAUUACAGCUAUGAAGCAGAGGUUGGAACAGAAGCAAAUCUUUCUUCGUGGAGAGCUUGACGAACUCCUCCGCCUCUACGCCAUUCAACAUCCUUGGGAACCGCUGUAUAAUCUGGAAAUGAUCUGCGGUGUGGAGGAACAUAGGUCGUAUUCUUAUUGCCACCAUGUUAACUUCCUGGCGGUUUCCGAGGGUUCAGCACCACGAGUCCUCUUUUUUGCUCAACUUCGGAUGUCAAGAUCUCAGGGCGAACAAUCUGGUGGUGGUUCGUUUUGCUGCCCGCUUCCUUAUUAUGAUGCCAACAAUCCAUUUCCAGGACGAUGCUCAAUGUGUGAGGCCAGUAUGGGAAAAAUAAUACACCCUGCUUCUGGUGCUCACAUCGGCCCGGUGCACACGGAACCUACAAGUACAGUGGAUUAUGUAUACGCGAAUGCUCCAGUGUCAAUGAAAUGCUAUCAGACUGAUAUGGAUGACCUUGUUGAGUCCGAGUUAACCUACUGUACUGAACCAUUGGAUUACUUUUCUACUUGGUCAGAAGCUACGAUGUUGUGAUCUCUGUCCUGAAAGUUCCUUUUUUCGGAGGAACAGAAACCCAAGAAAUUUAGGGAGGUCACUGAAUGAUAAUCUUAUAAUUUGUGUUCCAUAUAGCCGG